This is a messenger RNA of Photinus pyralis (common eastern firefly), 2316 nucleotides long. RefSeq lists its product as uncharacterized. Lineage: Eukaryota; Metazoa; Arthropoda; Insecta; Coleoptera; Lampyridae. The transcript has 8 exons. The record is from RefSeq and is a predicted model, not a curated record. Gene Ontology annotation, biological process: negative regulation of organ growth; regulation of hippo signaling; cell migration. The coding region runs from base 366 to 1541 and encodes 391 amino acids. Gene Ontology annotation, molecular function: kinase binding; ubiquitin binding; molecular adaptor activity. Gene Ontology annotation, cellular component: cytoplasm.
UGCAUGGGGUGGUAAAUAAAAGAUGCAGUAAUCACGCUACGAGACUACAAUACUUUUUUUAGGUUUUGUUUUUAUUCAAAUUUUUGAUUUAAUAUGUGCAAAAUUUACAUCAAUUUUCGACAAACCACUUUCCCUAUGAAAUAUACCAUGGGGACGACUAUGGACGAAUUACAAUUACAACUAACUUUACAGUUGGUAGAUUGUAAAUUUUAUUCAGGUGGUAUCCCUGAAUUUUGAUUGAGUACUUCACAUGACAUUUAUAGACACAAAUCAAAUCAAUAAGUAUUGAAAAUCUAAAUACUUUCCAAAAUACACAAAGAUUCGACAAAUGUAAGGAACUUUUUUAUUGAAACGAAACUUGAACAAUGGCGGAGCUUCAAAAUCCUCUACCUCCCGGAUGGGAUUGCCAGUGCGACAGGAAGUCUGGAAGAUAUUACUACGUCAACCACCUUACAAAGACAACAACUUGGGAUGAUCCGAGACUUCAACAUAAACCAAGACAUCCCGCACCCAUUGUACCUGUUGAACAUAUCGUGAUGCAGGAUCUAAGCCACGUAACUCGUGGUAGUCCGCGCACUAGCAGACUCCAAGAUACGACCUUGAGCGCGGCCGCAAACACCGAGGAAGCAGUGACUAAAAUCAGUACCAUGUUUCCGACGGUGUCCGAUACUCACAUUCGAUUACUUCUCAAGAAGUACAUGAAGUUCAUAUUUCCGAAGGCUGAGGAGACCAUGAUUUUGGACAUACUAAGCGGCAACGAUAACAACAUACAGAAGGCGUCCGAAAUUCUCAUUGAAAUGGGUUUCGAAAAGAGGGACAAUGCCAAGAAGCAAUCCGUAUUAUCUAAACCUGAGCCGGCAAAGGUGCAGCAUGCCGAACCUGAUGUUGUACCGGCCAUCAAGUCUGUUGCGGAGAAAAAAAUUAUUCAAAGUACACUUGAGGAAAAGUACAAUGACAUCCCCGGUCAGGUUGUAACUAUCGCUUUGGAGAGCGUAAACUUCGAUGAGCACCGGGCAAAUCAAAUUUUAGAGAUAAUGGUUAAAGAAGAAAACGACAAGGUUGUUCCGGAAAUACAAACUGAGAGCACGGAAGAUACAGCCACUGACCUGUUAUCUGGAACAAUACCCAUAUCUCAAAGUCGACAGUCCCUGAAGUCCUUGCUUAAGAGCGAAAAAAGCGACUAUUCUAUCAAAGGAAGUUCGAGUUUUAGUAGAAUAAUCGAGGAGAGAACAGAUGACAUGGGCGGCGAGUACAGGUCUUCAAAUGCUUCACUUCCGACAGGCGCCAAUCGCCGAUUGGCCAAAGGAGCCGAUCAAGAACUGCUCUUGGAGGACUAUGUGAAGUGGCAAGGUCCCUCUUUGUAUCAAGGGCCGACGAAAGGUUUGGCGAAAGGGCCAAAUCCCUACUUGCGUCAGGCGCGUACCUAUCAAGCGUGCGGGCCGAACGCGGCAUUGCGAAAGGGCCCGAAGUUUGGAUUGGCUAAGGGGAGUAUUUUUUCGCAAAUAAAAGGUGUUGUCAGUGGCGAAUCUCGGGGUAAAUAGCAAUAUUCGUGCAGUAUUUUAUAACUUUACUAUUGAUUUUUGUCAAAUACUUUUGUUUCCUUAAAUUUUUAUCUUUGUUGAUUGUUAUUAGUUACAUGGUUAGGGCAAUUUAUUGUUUUAAAUGUUUUGUAAUGUUCAUUGUGUUGACGGACGAUGAUUGUUAAAGCAAUUUUUUGUUUGUAGUUAGGUUAUGGUGUAUGAUCAUUGUGAAGUUUUUAAAUCGUUCUCUGUUAUACAAUCGGAUCCAAACUGAUGUCUAUUUAUACAAACGCAAUCUUGUACCUUUUUUAGUAAAUUGUGACUGCUUAGAUUUGAAAUACUUCUAAAUUAUAAUUUGUAGUCUUACAUUAAUUUAGACAUGUUUUUUUGAGCUUUAUUUUCGUAUUAAAAGAGUAUUCUGCCAUACUAAUGAAAAAGCUAAGCGGUACUGUACAAAAGGAAGGUGCCCUUAUUCUGUUAUUCCAUUUUUCAAAGUUACCAUUUUAUCUUAAAAAAAAAUUGCUAAAAACUGUGUUACUUGGGAAAUAGGUUUGUAUUUUACUGAGUAAAUUUGGGUGUCUAUAGAAAAUCUGUUGCCUAGCAAUUGGACGAGAAAAACUGUCAACUGUAGCGCGUUCACAUCUCCAGAUACAAUAUGGUGCUUAUAGACAUACAGUACAUACGUACCAAAUGUGACAAUGACAGCACAAGGAGAUUAUGUUGUUUUUUUUAUAUUUCGAUUCAAUCAUAUAUCGGUUUGGCAUCAUUGUAGUGAGGAACAAGGAUAGCGUUAUCG